This is a messenger RNA of Talaromyces stipitatus ATCC 10500, 2082 nucleotides long. Its product is annotated as Ras guanyl-nucleotide exchange factor RasGEF, putative. NCBI's taxonomy places the organism in Eukaryota, Fungi, Ascomycota, Eurotiomycetes, Eurotiales, Trichocomaceae. The record is from RefSeq and is a predicted model, not a curated record. Gene Ontology annotation, cellular component: plasma membrane. Gene Ontology annotation, molecular function: guanyl-nucleotide exchange factor activity. The coding region runs from base 1 to 2082 and encodes 693 amino acids. The transcript is spliced from 2 exons. Gene Ontology annotation, biological process: positive regulation of GTPase activity; Ras protein signal transduction.
AUGAAUCCAGCUUCCUCUCGCAGAACUUCCUCCCCCGGCGUCGUCAGCAGCAAUUCUCCUCUCCGCCACCAGCAGCAGCACCAGAGCAGCGCUCUACGGACAACCUGGCGUCACAGUGCGGGAUCAGCAGAUGCAUUCAGUUCGUUCUUGGAUAUGGACGAGGAGACCGAUGAUGCUGCUUCUCGAAGCAGACCGGCCAGCUCUGAGAAUCAUGCCCCGGAGAAACAGCGCAUCUACGAAACGACGGCGCCCAGUGAUCCGGGAGUCACCUUUGAAGAAUUGAUCGAGCGACUCAUCGCGUUACCCAUGUCGAAACAGGACGCGAAGUUUAGUGCUAUAUUUUUAUGUCUAUACCGGAAAUUCGCUGCACCCUCGACCUUACUCAAUGCUCUCAUUGCUCGAUUCGAAACUACCGAACAAAGCGAUUUACCUCAAUUGACUCGGGCUUCCGAACAAUUACGGCUACUUCAAGUGAUCGCCCAAUGGGCUUCGGAAUACCCAGGAGAUUUUGCACAUCCCAAAACGCGGCAAAGAUUAGUUGACUUUGUCGAAUCCAUUGAGGAUAGUCAUGUGUACAUGUUUGCCGCGAAAGAAAUCAGUCUCCAUUUAGAAAACCGUGUGGAAGAUGACGAUCUCGGUUGGCCUUUUCGAGAUGGAGAAGACGGCGAAUCAUCAGAGGGGACUGGGUCAUCACACUUGUCACCGUCGACUUCAUUUAUGCAUUCUUCGUUCUCGGAGAAUGUUAUUAAUAAUAUUAGCACGUUGGAUCUGUCGGACGAUCCGACGAACGACCCAGCAAGAGACUCGGGCACGAUAUCCACCGUCUCUAGUACGGGGAGAUCGGUUUCUACCAUGACACAAGCGUCUUCAGCUAUGUUGGCGUUGGAGAAUGCACAGCGAGAAGCAAUGAGUCUGGAACUCACUGCUCGAUGUGUACUCACCAAGAUACAAUGGCGACAAUUCAUGGAGAUUCCAGAUGACGACUUCGCCCGGGAACUCACCCGCAUCGACUGGACGAUGUUUACUUCUUUCAGACCACGAGAUCUGGUACGGCACGUUAGUCUAUCUGGAUCCGAAAAGGGGAGUUCCAAAACACUACAAAAUGUGAAUCGUAUGAUUCAAGAAUUCAACCACCUGGCCUGUCUUGUCGCAAAUAUGAUAUUACUCCGCGACAAGGCCAAACAUCGUGCAAAGGCUAUGGAGAAAUUCAUGAACAUCGCCUUGAGACUCCGCCGUCUCAACAAUUACAACUCCCUUGGUGCAGUCAUGGCAGGUAUAAACGGCACACCGGUUCAACGGCUAGCGCAAACAAGAGAAUUAAUACCACUUUCCGUCCAAAAGGACUUUCUCCGCCUUGUGAUAUUGAUGAGCACGCAGAAGAGUCAUUUUGCGUAUCGACUUGCAUGGGACAAUUCGUUCGGAGAACGGAUUCCAUUCUUACCGCUUCAUCGGCGUGAUUUGGUAUCGGCAGAGGAAGGGAAUAAGACGUUUGUCGGCGAGAAUAAGGAUCGGAUUAAUUGGAAGAAAUUUGAGAUUAUGGGUGAGGUUGUUCUUGCUAUUCAGCGCAGCCAACGCACGCCGUAUCCGUAUAUUCAGAGGAACGAAGAGGUGCAACGGUUGGUGCUGGAUGCGAAGAUGUUUGAUGAAGAGAUUGAAAACUCGGAACCAAAUAAAAACAAAAUGACAGACCUCCCCCUCCGAGCUCGCCAACUCUACCGCGCUCUCCUCCGCGAACUCCCCCGUCGACACAUCUCCCUCCCUUCUUCAUCUUCAACAACAUCACCAUUAAAACAACGCUUCCGCACACAAUUCGAACGAUCCACUACAUCAAUACACUCAAUACAACGUGUCGAACAAUUCGUGCAAUACGCAAAAGCGCAGCGGAUGUAUGCCACGUUAUUAGCGAGGUAUAAUCCGGGCAUGGAUAUGGAUCAGGAAGAGAGGGUGAGGUUGACGGCGAGGAGGGUGGGGAUGGAUUUACCGGUUGAGAAUAGGUUUGAUGCUGAGAGGGAGAAGGAGAAGGGGGGGGUAUUUGAGAGUACGGAAAAGGGGGAGGAGGAUGACGAUGGGGGGAGGAAGUGA